AUGGCCUCGGCAGACGAUCGGAUGAUGUUCCUACAACAGUUCCUGACGGCGCUAUUCCAGCCGCCGGCUUCUCAAAUGCCACAGGCCAAUGACCCAGCCAGCUAUGAGAGGAGCAGACGCAGCCAGGCAGAGGCAAUUGCAAACCAUUAUCUCGACGCCGUGCACUUGGAGGCAACCGUCGAGGAAGCACUGGCGCCUGUUCCAACCCAUCUUCCUCUUUUGCGCCUGCACGCCCUCACGCCUCGACAGGCAACCGACCACAACGUCCGCAAGGGUCUCUAUAUUGCCCACAAGACGCGCCAAUUCCGCAUCGAGCUCCCCAAGUACGAUGACGACAUUGUCGGACGCAAAGAGGCUUUGAUCAAGUUCGGCGACGAUUGUCUCACCUCUUUCUUUGGUCCCGACUGGGCCAACCCAUCGGAGGAUUCGGCCGCCAAGGCCACUCCCAGCAGAAUCUACUCCAACGCUCCAGCAUAUCCGCCGGUCUCGUCCAGCUUUGGCCCGCCGCACACGUGCCCUCAUGGUGUGCCUAUCGCACCGAGCGGGCCAGCCCCGGCCAUGCCUCCCGCUUCCAAGAAUCCUAGUGCUCCUACACAUGCAGCUAAAGCGGAGGUUACCCCCGUCAAAGAGGCAGCAGAGGCAUCGCAGCAUCUUGCUCAUGACCUGACCGACUUUGAUACCGAUGACGAGUCUGACUACGACUCGGAGUUGGAAGAAGAGUUGAUGCACGAAUUCAUGCAGGAUCGCGGCUAUUGGGACUACGACGAUCUCGGCUAUGGUAGCGACGAUCCUUACGGCCUUGAUUAUUACGACGAUCCUUAUGGCCUCGAAGACGAUCUUUACGGCGACGAUCUUGACUAUGAUCCGACCAGCGACCCAAAUUUCCUCGAAUACUACUCUAUGGGCUACAACUUCGACGAGGCCUUGGAUGCGACAAUCAAUGCAAGAGCAGAGCGUCUUCUCGGUCCCCAUCUGAGGAGGGAGAUGAUGAUGAAUGCCGCGCUCAAGAAGGGCGGGAAGGCCUCCAAAACAAAGACACGCGGCGGAGCGUCUACGAAGGCGAGCACGAGCAAGAUGGGCACAACCAAGGGCCAAGGUAAAGGCUCCGCUGGGACGUCGCAGCAGCGCACCCCUGGAGCAGUCGAUAGCGGUGUUGGCUCCAGCAAGGCCUCUAGUGCGAAGGAUGGCUCGGCCACAGCCAAGAAAAAGGGCAAACGUAAGCGCAAAGGCAAAGGUAAAGCCAAAGCUCAAGGUCAAGAAAGCGGAGUUAAAGUCGAAGAGUCGCGUGUCGCCAGCAAGAUCGAGGGAGUCAAGGCGAACCACACUGCAGUUCCAGCCUCGGUCGUCAAGGCGAGCGGCGGGAGUGGUCCCGCCACGGUGGUGAGUCAGGCGCCUGCCUCGUCAUCAGACAAGGACCCCGCCGGUCUCCAAGUCCAGCCGGCUAGGCCCCAAACGAUCAGCCUCGCGCACAAGCUGUCUUCGGAGACGGUGCAAGGCUCCCCCCGCGCUAGUGUUGCCUCGGUCGGCUUAGGGCUUGCUGGUUCGCCUGCUUCUGUCAAGCAGCCAGUCUGGCAUCCAGUUCCUCACAUCAAAGUCUCGCUACCAGCCGCUACCUCUGGCAACACCACCACCAGCCCUGCUCCGGAAGCGAGCACCUCGACGUCUUCUGCACCAAAUGGUGCACCGACUGCCCCCAAAGGCCCGAGAGCGAGCACUUUGAUUCCAACGGCCCGAGAAGGUGAAGCAAGUCUGACCUCCUCUGCGACAGCGCCGAAAGCUGCGGGGCAGACAAAGAGGAAGCGCACAGACACGAGCAACAACAGUGUCAGCAGCGCGGACAAGGCAAAGGCCUCAGCCAAAGUCGCCAAAAGCACUUCUGCUCAGAAUACUGACAAGCCGAAGAAGCAGCCCAAGUUCGAGGUGUUUGUGUGGAAGAAGCGCUACCGCCCGAGCAAGCGGCCGUAUCGCGAUUGCUGGCACGCUCCCUUCCGGGCGUAA
Molecule: messenger RNA, 1998 nt
Organism: Moesziomyces aphidis
Lineage: Eukaryota; Fungi; Basidiomycota; Ustilaginomycetes; Ustilaginales; Ustilaginaceae
Source: the annotation of a GenBank genome assembly